Molecule: messenger RNA, 351 nt
Organism: Metarhizium brunneum ARSEF 3297
Lineage: Eukaryota; Fungi; Ascomycota; Sordariomycetes; Hypocreales; Clavicipitaceae
Source: RefSeq, a predicted model, not a curated record
AUGGCUCAAUUCACCAUCAAGUCCGCCAUCGUCGCCAUGGGCAUGGCCCUCACCGCUACAGCCGUUCCCCAGUGCGCUACUGACGCCGACUGCCUCUCUGGCUACAUCUGCGGCCCCAGCGACUAUUCUGGCUCAGGUAACACCGAUAAUGUCUGUGUCCAGCUUCAGUCCUGCAUGAACACGCCCGAUCCCGAGUUCCCUCAAAACGGACCCAAGUGCGGAGCCAGCACCUUCUGCAACGUUGGCGGCUUCUGCGGCGGCGGCUACUACGACGUGAACGGCAACCGAGUCGGGACUGAAGUCUGCGUCAACCAGGCCACGGGAGUCAGGUGUGCUGCACCUUCGACUUGA